Synchiropus splendidus (mandarinfish) is the source of this 6030-nucleotide messenger RNA. RefSeq names its product suppressor of cytokine signaling 5b (gene socs5b). The transcript has 2 exons. NCBI's taxonomy places the organism in Eukaryota, Metazoa, Chordata, Actinopteri, Syngnathiformes, Callionymidae. Gene Ontology annotation, molecular function: 1-phosphatidylinositol-3-kinase regulator activity. Gene Ontology annotation, cellular component: phosphatidylinositol 3-kinase complex. Gene Ontology annotation, biological process: intracellular signal transduction; phosphatidylinositol phosphate biosynthetic process. The coding region runs from base 407 to 2080 and encodes 557 amino acids. The record is from RefSeq and is a predicted model, not a curated record.
GUCCUUGCUCUUUCUACCAUUGGGCCGGGCCGCUGUCAGUCGGCACCCCUCACCCCGAGCAGAGUCCUCCUCCUCCUCAGCUCCCCGUCUGCUCACUCCGCCGUCAUAUUGGCUGCUCGAGGCAGCCGCGACCACGGCGAGGAAGACCCCUGCCACGAUGAAGAGCGGCAGCGCAGACUUUUAAACGGACUCUGUUCGGUUCUUAUCGGGACACACCCGGAAUGACUCCACCGAGGAGCCGCGGACGCGAAGCGCUUUCAUCAUCCGAUGCCGUGGUCCACCAGGGGGAGGAUUUAUCCCGGACUCCUCUCAAUAGCCAUUUUUUGCAGACAAAGAGCUGCUGAAUCGAGCCUUGACGAAGACACAAGGGUCCCUUGGACUCUUGUUUGAGAAGAAAACUGGCAUCAUGUGGAGCAAUCUGAAGAGCAAAUGCCAAACACUCUUCCAUAGCAGCAGCUCUGGAUCCGGCGAGAGCAGAAUUGACGCGGAUUCUGUCCACUGUGUGGUGGAUCUCGGCCAAGGGAGCAGCUCUGCAGAGGCUCAAACGUCAAGAGCUUCCAGCCCAUCCAGAAGUCUCCUCCCUGUGCCAGUGGUGACAGCUGGACGCCGGCAUCACAACUGUGUGUCAGACGCACCUCAAAUAGUGGAGAUCACCCUGGACAAGGACACUGAGGAUGUGCGUGUGGGGUCAGGAGGUGUUCCCAUGGCUCGGAGAGACUCAUAUUCCCGCCACGCACCAUGGGGGGGCAAGAAAAAACAUUCAUGCUCGACAAAAACUCAGAGCUCGCUUGAGGCAGAUAGGCGGCCUGGCCGUUUACGUGGGAGUGGCUGUCGUCGAGAGAGGCGGUAUGGAGGCUGUUCCAUCCAGGAGAUGAGUGACUCUGUGUCAGUGGGACGCACUCUCAAUUCUCGGUCAUUGCGCCAGCGCCUCAGUGAUACCGUAGGACUGUGUUUGCCGCUGCCUGCUCGCAGACACUCUUCCAAGAACCCCAACGGCUCCAAGCGCAAGAUUCACCUUACGGAGCUCAUGCUGGAGACUUGCCCCUUCCCACCGGGUUCAGACUUGGCCAACAAGUGGCACUUGAUCAAGCAACACACAGCACCAGUCAGCCCGCAUUCCUCCAAUGCCCUGCUGGAAUCCUUUGACCCGGCUCACCCGUCUCCCGAGGACGAGGAGGAACGUCUCAGAGAACGCCGCAGACUUAGCAUUGAGGAAGGUGUGGACCCACCACCAAAUGCACAGAUCCACACCCUGGAAGCUUCCGUGCCAGGUUCAUCUGUCUACAAACUGGGACCAAAAAUGGCUCCUGGCAUGGGGGAAGCCUCUGGUGAGAUCCGGCCCUCAACAUCUGCGAGCUCUGUGGGGGCCUUAUCAUCAGGGGCCUGUGCUCCGGUGUUUGGGGCAGCAGCUGCAGCAGCAGCACAGGACUGUGAUUCUGAGGAGGAUUCGACCACCCUCUGUCUCCAGGCCAGGAAACCCAAACAAAGGCACACUUCAGGCGAAGGCCAUCUGAGUCGUCAGCAACCUGGGCCCUGGAAGGUUCACACCCAGAUAGACUACAUCCACUGUCUGGUGCCAGACUUGCUGCAGAUCACUGCGCUGCCCUGUUACUGGGGCGUAAUGGACCGUUACGAGGCCGAGUCACUGCUGGACGGACGGCCAGAAGGCACUUUCCUGCUCCGGGACUCUGCCCAGGAGGACUAUCUUUUUUCUGUUAGCUUCCGACGUUACAACCGAUCACUGCACGCCCGCAUAGAACAGUGGAACCACAACUUCAGCUUCGAUGCGCACGACCCUUGCGUGUUCCACUCUUCUACCGUCACGGGAUUGCUGGAGCACUACAAGGACCCCAGCGCCUGUAUGUUUUUUGAGCCGCUGCUGACGGCACCCCUACAUCGGACCUUUCCCUUUGGCUUGCAGCACUUGGCCAGGGCCGCCAUUUGCCGCUGGACCACUUAUGACGGCAUAGGCUCUCUGCCGCUGCCGCCUGCCCUGCAGGACUUCCUCAAAGAGUAUCACUAUAAACAGAAAGUACGAGUUCGCUGGCUGGAGAGGGAACCGCCACUCAAAGUCAAAUAAGACGGUGGUGCACACUACAGGAGGGUCAUAGAACUGUAGGAAUUCCUCAUCCGCCGACCGGAAGCUAUACUGACAUGGUUCUCUGUUCUGUUGGCAGAGGGAAUGAAAAUGUAACAAGCUAUACAAGAUUCAUUCUAAUCUUUUAGUCAUGACUAAACAUCACAGAAAUAUGAUUAUCUCCAGUACAACGCUGUCUGGCUUGCUCACUUGUUGCUGACGGGAAGUGGAAGCCUCAUCAUCAGUGCUUUGUCUCGUCCCUCUCACGUUUCGCAAACGUCUGCUUGAUCCCACGACAUCGUCCCGCCUGUACACCCACCCGCAUGCCGCCUCCUUCGUCAGAAAUGACUCAGAACACCUUUUUUUGACCCUCGUGGCUAUUUUGUACAGUUCACUUCUGUGCUCUACGUUUCCUUGCUGACCAUGUAGGAAAACCUCAGAGGAUUUUGAAGGUGCGUGUGUGUGUGCGCGAGCGCGCGUGUGUGCAGAGGGCAUCUGGAGGUGCUGUCGUCGCAGUCGGAGCUUUUCCUAUGGAUGAAGCUACAUCAGGCACAUUCUCGGCCGUCUAUUUGCACAAGAGGAUCAGCUAAGCCACAAACAGGAAGGGAUUUUGGGAGGGUCUGUAUAGUUUAGAAUAGUAAUCUGCCAAGCUAAAUCUCUUUCAAUAACACAAGUUUCCCUUAAUAUCAUGAUCGUACAAUGAGUAACUGCAGAGCCACCAAACUACCCACCACGUCAGCAGUGGAGCACUCCACCUGUCGGGAGUAUUCUUGUUCAGUCUCACAGCCGCUGGUGUCUUCACCCGUGACUGAUUUUGUUAAAACAUUUGAGGUGUCUGGUCUUGCCAUAAUUAUGGUGCUCAACAGUGUUCAGUUUUGCGCUGGUCUGAUUUGGUGGCGUCUUUUAUUAUUUUCCGUUAAUUUUCCAGCAACCAAGAAUGAAAACUCGUACCUCUUUAUUUUUAAGGUAACCUCCCACUCGGGUGCCAUUUUUCUGAUACAGGCAGAUCUCGCUUUAUGAACUCAUGAAAUGUCUAUUGGCUUAGAGAGAAUACACAUCCGCCCCUUCCUGGUGUUUGCUGUGAUGUUCGUAAACCGAAGCAUAGCUCGUACACCAAAGCAGGAUUCCUUUGGAAAUCACAAGGGCAUUCGCGAACCGAGGUUUGACUGUGUUAUGAAAGCCAUCGAGUGGCAGUUGCGACAAUGUGGCCGUUGCGACGCAUGACCACACUGUCGUGAAAGAAAUCAUGUUUUGAAUCUUUACAAUUUUGAAACAACAGAAGUGUAUAUACUUCCACCAAGUCUAAAUCCAACACCGUUUUUUUUAUGCACAUUUUAUUGUUAACGUCACUUAUUUGAUCAUAAAACUGGUUUUCUGUCCAAUGACGCCAUCAGAUGAGACCAUCGUAAACAAUGUGCCGCUUGAUGAUCCAAAUAUACAGGUGCUAAGUCAGCUAAAGCUAUGACCGAUGAUGUAACGAUCAACGCUUGCAUGUUAGUAUGGUAGAAUUUCAAACAAGGUCCAAUUGCAGCUCAACUGUAGCACACGUGUGUAAUGUGAACAAUAUUACGAUAAGCUAAUCAUGCUUCAACUGUCAGAUCAUACAGUGUUGGUUAUAGAUGUCAGUAGAGGAGACUCAUGUGCUUGUUGCUAACGUGAUUGAAUCCGACCAUUGGUGCACUCAAGAACCAGAACAGUGGCCCACUAUGGAUCGGUUCCAUUAUCCGCCUUGUUUGGUGCGUUGUACCAAUGUUAGUGAGGUGAUAGAGAGACGCUGCUCAAUUCUAAAAACCUCCCAAUUCACCCUGGCUUGUGGUUGAAAUACCCCACUUAUCCAGAACCAUUCGCUAGCGCUACAAAGAUGUAGGUCCAAACAGCGGCAGGUCACUUUAGAGCUAUUUGAAAGACGCAUCUGCUCACUUCAGCUGCGUCGUGGCUAAGCUAGCGCUAGCUUCGUUCAUCCCCUAAUCUCGGGCUAAUGUCACCCUCUCUGGGUAUAAACUGGGCACUAAACCAGGCUCUGUUGCCUUAAGGCUGUAACAACUUUUCCACCUAUUCCUCACAUCACAGCGUCCGAUCUGGAAAUGGACGCCCGGAGUGCCCUCGCUUCCUUUCGUGGCCUGCACACUUUAUUAUCUUCUUUCCAACGGCACUUUAAUUGUGUAUUUGUGUUCCAAAGUGCAGUCGGCGGGUAUCUGACAGCGACGCCGUUUUAUUGUGCCGGCACUUCAAAAUCCAACAGUGAGAUGGCAUUUUGUCUCUUUCUAAGCGAAAGCAGGCAAGUGGAUGAUGAAAGGAAAUGACAGGAGGCAUUUAGGAGUCCAGUUCAGAAACUUCUGCGCUGAGCUGAAUCCUCAAAUCCUCCACUCUUUAAGAGCAAGAGCGGUGUCGCUGUUUGAGCACUUGUGUGCUGGAUUGGUGAAGACAGCAAAAUGUAUGAGUGUGAAAAAGUGUAAGAAGCAGUCGGUCCAGAUAUAUUUCACUUGAAGUUGUGGAGCUUGUCCCCUCAUGCUGCAGACUUGUGUGUGUGUGUGUUGUUCUGGAGGUGUAUUUGUGAAUGGACAGAGCCACAUUGAGGAUUCAAGUGGGACGGCGGUGCAGUCACGAGCGUGAGGUGUCAACGGCGACCCCUAUGAACGGCUCCUUCUCUGCCACCGUCCUCGCGCUCCCCUCGUCUCAGGCAGGCCCAUUGUACGGAGAGUCCCAGGACCCUCGCAGCCGGUUUUCCCCAUGGGAAAUAACUGACCUUAACUGUAGCACAUGUUUGCCAUAUAACCCCAUAGAUUUAGGUGUUUGUUCGGUGGAAUAGAUGUGUAAAAGAGCCGAAAAAGAUAAAGACAUUCAAUUCUUCUGUGGUGCUUUAGCUGUCUGGGAUGUUGGCACUCGCUGAAGUCUGGCGGACGCUGUGCAAUUUUAGCCAUGUCAGCAUGAACUUGAGGCAUCUGAUGGUUGAUCUCGGUAUCUAUGGAAGAGCUAUCUGGUCUUGUUCAUCCGUUGGGCAACAUGAGAGCCAGGGCACACAAACAAACAAACAAAAUGAUGAUCAUUGGGUGAGGUGCUGAAAACUGUGGUUUUGAUGUACAAUUCCUCCCUGGUUCUCCAGGGUUUACUGGGGUGUGUGCAUGCUACAUUGACUGAAGAUGCCUCGAUCGCUCGACAUAGCUUCAACAGACCAAAAAUCUCACAGCGUCCGCCCCAUUUCGCCGCCAUGCCUGAACCCUCCGCCCUAAAACCAGGGACUCGUAAACAUGGACCACACAUAACCAUUUCUGUGCACCUUCUCUAGUAAACGGGGCGUUCCAUGUCUAUUCAACACUUCUAAAUUGACACUCGCUGCACUACAAGAGACAGCCAGACGAUGUCACUCGCUGUAAAGUGGACGUAGGACCCCUCGCUCCCCUCCCCCGACCUCGGUACGACUCGUGAUUCUGCCAGCUAACAAAGUAGAUAUAUUUUAUUUGUCCCGUGUAUAUUUGAAGAAGAUGGUUUCAUAUGCAAACAGAAAGAUGUAUGAGAGAACUUUUAUUUUCAUGACGACGCGUUCCUGAUAUGCAACGGAGUGUCGCGUAACUAUGGUUACAAUCCUCUGUCACUUUAAUGCUGUAUGUGCACAUUGGCUGCUGCGUGGAUGCGGGCGCCGAGGCAACGGGACUGGCCACGCCCCCACAACGCCAUUUUCGUCCUGACCAAUCACAAAAGCCCCAUUUCUCAAAACCGAGCUGCCGUCGGACGGACACGGCCGUCCCUUUUCUCUUUCCUUUUCCUCCGUCAGGUUAGAAGUCGUGUAAAUGGCACACUCACAUUUCACUGUCUGUUCUGUGUAUCUGCUUCACCGGUUGUUCUUUUGAAGAGGCGUCGGACGCGACACGUGUAGCUGUCACUCUUGGUGCUUUGGCUUCUGCUUCAUUGUCUUAAUAUUCCAAAUAAAACUGUUAAGUGUACACGUGACAUUU